AUGCCGCCCAAGCGCGCGAGAAAGGCACCGCCGUCGGCGCUCGCCAACCGCAACUCCAAGGGCGACAAGAAGUCAGACAAGGCAGCUUCAGCAACGCAGGCUUCGCUCGCCGACGAGCUCUCUGCGACCCACCUCGAUGCGCCGCACGACGGAUACGAGUCGAGCACACACACCGACAACGACGACUUCGAGGACGCUGCCGAUGGAUCGCCCGCUGAUGGCAUCACGCCGUCCUCGAGUGCAGACCCUACAGACGACGCGACUCUGGACAAGCAGGACGACGCAAAGACGAGUGACGCUGCAGCAAAGGACCCAUCAAUCGAGACCACAGCAGACGACCCAGCGGCGAGACGUCCCUCGUUAGCUGCCGAUACACGAGAGGCCCAAGUGCUCACACCCAAACCCACCGAGGAUGGCUUCCCCGGGCUGUCUGACCCGACGUCGGCACUGAAAGAGAACGCCGACGAUGGCAUCCCAGCCAGCUCUUCCGUUGCCACCCUGAAUGCUACAUCCUCGAACGACAACUCCUUCAGCAACGAUGUCCCUCUCAGCUCAGCCGAGAUCCGCGACAGUCAAUCAGCAUCCGACUCGCUCAUCUUGGAUGAAGAGAAAGCCAAGUUGACGCUGCCAGACCAUGUCGAGAAGGUCCCACCUUCCGUCGGUGCAACCUCCCUCCUCGAGCCGGACGAAACCAUCUCGAACCCCUUUGCCUCCACCGAUGAAUCCGCAUCGCAGCCCGUGCGCUACUCGCAGACCGACACCUCCAAGCCUGUCGCAGCCCACGCUCCGGACACACCAGGCGUGAGCUCGACGCACUUCUCCAACGUCAGUCUGGGCGGCGCCUCUCCUGCCGUUGGCGGGGACGGAGCCGGCUGGACCUCCUCCAACCGCCGCGACUCGCGGCGAGACACCAUCACCACCACCACCAACCGCUCCGUCGACUCGGAACCCGUCCGCAAUGGUGCCGGCAACUACGACUUCCUCCUCGCACGUCUCGAGACGCAGCACAAGCGACUCAGUGGCGAUCCCAAGCAGAUGCGCGCCAGCUUGGAUGGUGCGAUCAAGCUCAAGGAGCAUUUCGACAAGCUUCGCGAUGGACAGCGGUUGUCCCACACAGAACAAGUCGAUCCUCCCCAACCCACCUCUGUGGUCGCUGCAAGGGACGAAGUGGAGCCGACGUCGACGGAUACCGCCUACACGGGCCCUCCCGCGUCGGAUACGGCGGAAGACCAGAUCGACUGGGAAUUCUGGGGCGAUGUCAUGUCCAACUACCAAUCCGUCGCUCGCACCUCGCCUCGUCAGCUCAGUCGCGCCAUUCAAGCUGGCAUCCCCCCCGCCCUAAGGGGGAUGAUGUGGCAGCUCAUGAGCAGCAGCAAAAACGAAGAGAUGGAAAUCAUCUACGCCUACUACCUCAAACAGUCCUCGCCGCACGAGAAGGCCAUUCGUCGCGAUCUCAACCGCACCUUUCCCGAACAGGACUAUUUUCAAGACGGAAAGGGUGUCGGACAGGAAAACCUGUACAAUGUCAUCAAGGCGUAUAGUCUCUAUGAUCCCGAGGUGGGGUAUUGUCAGGGGAUGCAGUUUGUUGUUGGACCACUGUUGUUGAAUAUGCCGGACGAAGAGGCGUUUUCCACCUUUGUCAGGUUGAUGAAGAGCUACGAUCUUCGGGGGCAUUUCACGCCGAACAUGCCAGCGUUGCAAUUGCGGCUGUUCCAAUUCGAUCGGUUGCUCGAGGACUUCUUACCGUUGCUGCAUAGGCAUUUGGUGCGACAGGGCGUCAAAAGCAGCAUGUAUGCGAGUCAGUGGUUUAUGACGCUCUUCUCGUACCGCUUCCCUCUGGAUUUCGUCUAUCGGAUUUUGGAUUCGGUGUUCGCCGAGGGGGUGGAGGCGUUGUUUCGGUUUGCGGUGGCGUUGAUGAAACGGAACGAGGAGGUGUUGUUGGAGAUGCCGUUUGAUCGGGUGGUGACGUUUCUCAAGAUGGAGUUGUUCGAGUGUUAUCGUCGUUCUUCUCCCUCUGCCGAGAAUGUGGUUGCGAGUGGACCGGUGGGAGCGUCGUCGACCAUCAGCUCGGUCUAUCACACAAACGCCUUUGUUCGCGACGCAUUCAACAUCUCCAUCACGCCGUUUCAACUCGACACCUACGCAAGCGAGUUCGAUACCCAAGUUCGGGCGGCCAACGCGCAUCGGAGGGAAACGGAAGCAUUGCGUUUGGUCAACCGCAACCUCGCCGCCCGCGUCAAAGCCCUCGAGGACCAACUCAACAGCGUCAACGCCGAACACGUCGAGAUGGUCAAGGACGUCGUCAUGGCCAAGAUCGCCAAAGAGGAGAUGGCAGAGGAGCUGGUGAGGUACAAAAUGAUGUAUGCCGAGGCGGUGUUGAGCGCCGAACAGGAGAGCGGCAACAAUCGGAGCAGCGCCAGAGGCUUGGCGAGGGCUCAGGAGGCUGCGCUGCGCGAUAGCGCCGGCAGUGGAAGCGUGUAG
Kalmanozyma brasiliensis GHG001 is the source of this 2481-nucleotide messenger RNA. RefSeq names its product Rab-GTPase-TBC domain protein. NCBI's taxonomy places the organism in Eukaryota, Fungi, Basidiomycota, Ustilaginomycetes, Ustilaginales. The record is from RefSeq and is a predicted model, not a curated record. The transcript has a single exon. The coding region runs from base 1 to 2481 and encodes 826 amino acids.